AUGAAACCCCACCUCACAGUACACCGCUCAGUACCAAACAAGAACUGGGCGCAACACGUAUUUCAUCUCCCGCGAGUGCGGGAACUGAUAUGGAAUGCGGAGCGGAUCGUUGGUCAUCCGUUCAGAGAUUCGCAUCCUAGGGAUAUCACAGCAUUGAUUGUCCAGAUCACGGGCGUUGAGGCGCGUGUACCCUGUGCGAAAUGUCGACGGGGCAAAGGGCCCUUUGCUGGCUGCAUCAUGAUUUCACCCGAUGCACCGUCCGAGGCGAAGUCCAGCAUCCUUAGCUGCUGUGCCAAUUGCUAUUUCACGCACAGCAAGCCAUCCUGCAGUGUUAAGUCGGGCUGGAAGGGUAGAGCGGGCGACAAGAGCGAGUCAAGCUCCUCGCUGGCCCCGCUACCGCCCGUGGCGGAGCCUCGGAGUAAGAUCGUGAAGCUCUUCCUCAAUCGCAAACCUGCUGCGUCAGCGGUGGCCUCGGCUGGUGACGUGCGGACGACCGCAAAGAAAGAAGCGGCUGCCACUGCGACGGACCCAUCUGCGUUCAUCAGCGCAGGCCAGUUUCAGCCCGAGGUCCCGCUGGAGAUGGAAGAGUGGGAGAUUGCGCCCGGACGCAUCCGUGAGGAGGGCGUCGAGCGGGUCAACAACAUCGCCUUCUCCAAGUCUUUCCUCGAAUCCGAUCAGUCCGUGCCGAUCUCCGCCGACGUGACCUUUGAGGUCAAGACGAUCAAAUCUGGCCACUGGCUCGAGUUUGAGGGCGUGGCGACUAAGAUGCGGUAUUGCUCGCUGGCGAGCGGGAAGCUGUAUGUGUCUAUCCAGGGCCAGCCGGACUUCGCCGUCGGGCCAUCUGGACUGUUCAAGAUCAUGCCGGGUCUGAAGUUCUCGGUGCAGAACCGUCUGUACAUUAACUCGGUCCUGCACAUCACCAGUAUGUACUCGGAUAUCUAG
This is a messenger RNA of Cryphonectria parasitica EP155, 942 nucleotides long. RefSeq lists its product as uncharacterized. NCBI's taxonomy places the organism in Eukaryota, Fungi, Ascomycota, Sordariomycetes, Diaporthales, Cryphonectriaceae. The transcript is spliced from 3 exons. The record is from RefSeq and is a predicted model, not a curated record. Bases 1 to 942 code for a protein of 313 amino acids.